Messenger RNA from Brassica napus (rape), 2315 nucleotides. Its product is annotated as transcription factor MYB53. NCBI's taxonomy places the organism in Eukaryota, Viridiplantae, Streptophyta, Magnoliopsida, Brassicales, Brassicaceae. Bases 1172 to 2098 code for a protein of 308 amino acids. The record is from RefSeq and is a predicted model, not a curated record. The transcript is spliced from 3 exons.
AUACCUUAAUAUUGUGAAAACGUUUCCUUAUUCAAUAUUCAUGUAUAGAUCUUAGAAUUUGUUUCUUGAGGACAAGUUAGUUUCUUCUUUCUGGGUCAAAAGAGGACAAUUUAUCUUUCAUUUUGAAAAAAUGGGGAAAAACCUAUCAACUACUUUAUGGAGAAGACACAGAAGAAAAAGACAAGAAAUGCCAUUUGGUCCAAUGCAGAGGCAGUGGGAGAAAAAGUCUUGUAGGUUUCAAAGAUGGUGGAGAUUUAGAUCAUUUCUGCACCAACCUCUCCUCUAACAAGCUCCUUCUAAUUUUCAACAAAAAAUGUGUCAACAUCAAGCCUGUCAACAUUAUCAAUCAACAGUAACGUCUCUUCUCACAGAUACAUAACUUCUCAUCGAUCAUAUAUACUGAUAUGAUCAAUGCUGCUCCAGUUUCCAGUAUUUUGAGACUCUUAAGACUUAUAGUAAGUUUCUCUGCAUCACUUAUCUCACUAUCAGAGACAAAUCUCUCUUUGCUAAUGGGUCAUGGCUUGAUACGAAGAAAAUACAACUAUAUAUAUAACACCAAAUACAUAAGUGUCAUGAGGAAUUAGAAACUUAUCUUUGCGUGCCAAAGGAGGUGUCUCUUCAGCCAUACUUGAGGUGACAUCUGUCGUUAGUGCUGACUUCUUUUUGUAACUUUUAUUUGUUUGUCAGGCUAUGAUUAAAUAAUGAUUUGAAUAGUUUAUAGCUCCCUUGUUCUACUCCACCUAUAUACCCAAGCAAUGCGACUGCAUGCCAAUAUGCCUCAUGUUAUUAUGUCUGCAUGUACUAUUCACGAUAUAUAUUAAUUCGUGAAACACAUGACUCUAGACUAAAGAUCUCAAGAUCUUGAAUAGUGUCCCAGAAGAAGAUUGCUUGUACUAUAAGUUGUUAUACGGUACGUAUACCGAAAGAAUAAAGAAGAGACAAUGUAGUGUAAAGGGUGAUAGCGACAUGGGUUGUUUUUGUAUGCGAAUAAGAAAGAAGCACGUGGUGAGUGAGAGAGAGGGAAGCUCAGCUAUAUAUAAAUAGAAAUAUAAGAAGCAGUUAGUGGUUGUGAAGAAAGGAGGCAAUCGACCAAAUCUUUUUGACAGUUAAGAGAGAAGGUAAACAAGAAGAGGAGGAGAGACCGUUGUUAGAUACAGAUCGUUCAUCAAACAUGGGAAGAUCUCCUCUCUCAGCUGAUGAAACCGGUACUCUGAAGAAAGGUCCAUGGUUGCCUGAGGAAGAUGAUAAACUCAUCAGUUAUAUCCACAAACAUGGCCAUAGAAGCUGGAGUGCUCUUCCCAAACUCGCUGGUCUUAACAGGUGUGGGAAGAGUUGUAGGCUACGAUGGACAAACUAUUUGAGACCUGACAUUAAGCGAGGCAAAUUCUCACAAGAGGAAGAAGAGACCAUCUUGAACCUUCAUGCGGUUCUUGGAAACAAGUGGUCAAUGAUUGCAAGCCACUUACAAGGAAGAACAGAUAACGAGAUCAAGAAUUUCUGGAACACUCAUUUGAAGAAGAAGCUGAUUCAGAUGGGCUUUGAUCCCAUGACUCAUCGUCCAAGAACGGAUGAUAUCUUCUCUAGCUUAUCUCAGCUCAUGUCUCUCUCCAACCUUAGAGGACUUGUUGAUCUCCAGCAACAGGUUCCAUUUGAAGAUCAACAAGCUUUACUGAAUCUCCAAGGUGAGAUGGCUAAGCUCCAGUUGCUAAACUACUUACUUCAAGCUCCUCCUCUUGCCAUGAGUAGUAGUAACAACAUUAACCCUAAUGAGUUGAACAUUCUCAAUCUCCUCACCAAAGAAAACUACAAUACCAAUAAUCUUGACCUCACUUCUUGUCUUCAAGACUUCAACAACAACCUCCCAUCUCUCAAAACCCUAGAGGAAAAUCAUUUCAGUCAAAACAAUUCUCCAAUAUGGUCGCAUGAACCACCUAGCUUGAACCAAACUAUGUUGCCUUCUCAUGAUCCUUCCCCUUUGGGUGAUGAUUUGGUUCUGAACCAGGCUUCCUCAAGCCAUGAGCAAGAGGUAGCAGCUACAGGCUCUGUAGAUUGGCCUGAUCAUCUCUUUGAUGACUCCAUGUUUACUUAUCAAUCUUGACGUAUGUUUGUAUAUGUUUCAAGAAAACAUGAUUGUUUAAUGUUUAUUUGCAUGUGGAGGUUCUACAUCUGUACGUUACUUCAUGAUGUGUGCUAAUGUCUUAGAAUGUACAUGUUGUCUUGUUGUAUUAUAUAACUCAUACAUGUUGUUUAUAUUCUUCAUACGAACAUUCUAUAUGUAAACUUCACUGAUGUUUUAAAAAAUCAAUCUUCAUCUA